AUGUUUUCCUUGCUACUCGCAGGAUCUACUUUCGUAGGAGCUGUUUACGCAGCUUCUAAUGUUUCAACCUCCCUUGCAGGGACAACUGUAACGACCGAUUACGGAACCUUUACCUAUUCGGAAGCUUCAGCAUGUGCAUGCUCUCAACUCUCAUCUAGUUAUCCGGAGUACCUCUACUUUCCAAACACCUCAAACUACACUUACUACAACCUUGAGGCAUGGGAUAUCAGAACUAAUGCGGACCCGGCUUGUAUCUUCAGUCCUAUCAAUGCCGAUCAAGUGGCAGCGGGAGUAGGAAUUAUCAGUACUUGUGAUGCUCAAUUUGCUAUUCGUGGUGGGGGUCAUAUGAAUUUCCCUGGAGCCAACAAUAUCAAUGCUGGUGUAAUGGUAGCUCUUGCGGGCCUUAAUGACCUUCAGAUUUCCGCCGAUAAUACCACUGUGGAUGUUGGUCCAGGUAAUAGAUGGUAUGAUGUCUACUCUUAUCUCGAACCUUAUGGUCGUAUUGUCAUUGGGGGUCGUCUGAAAACCAUUGGUGUUCCUGGUCUUACUCUUAUCGGUGGUGUCCAUUACUUCAACAACAAGUAUGGAUAUGCAAUGGAUAACGUUGUGAACUAUGAUGUUGUUCUUGGAAAUGGUACUCAAGUCAAAGCAUCCGCAGAUUGCAACCCCGAUCUUUUCUGGGCAUUGAAAGGUGGUGCCAAUAAUUUCGGUGUCGUCACCAAAUUCACACUCAACACAUUCGAUAUCCCUCUCGUCAGCACUACGAUCCAAGUAUUCGACGAAAGUGGAAUUGAAGCUUUCCUUCAAGCUACCUGUGAUUUGGCUGCCAAUAACGAUCCUUCGAUUGCAGCUGGAGCAGUUAUUACUACUACCUACAAUGCCACUACAGGAGCUAUGUCAGCAUCCCUUCUAGGUGUUCAAGCUGGAACCGAAAGUCCACCAUCUAGAUUCGAAAACUUUACCGCAAUCCCGGCAUUACAAUCUAUAAAUAAUGUUUCUUCAAUGGCUACUUUUGCAGCACAACUCGACUCCCCUCUGCAAAUGUUCCGAGUCGAAUUUGCUGUUCAUUCCAUGAAACCAAAUGGAACUGUUCUCUAUCAAAUGUGGCAAAUGUGGAAAGCUGCAGUCGAAGAUGUUAAAGAUGUUGUUGGUUUCUACCCAACUUUCGUCACAAAUCUUGAUCCUAAAAGCGCCAACACUAUCGCAAAAACCAACGGUAUUGGCAACGUAUGGGGAAGAGAUGACACUGAAUCUGAAAUCUGGUGGCAAAUGAGCACCGGCUGGGAUUUAGCACAAGACGAUCUCCGCAUGACAACAUGGAUUCAAAAAGUCAUGGGAGAAAUCCAUAACUUUGCUAUUGCAAACAAUGUCUCCAGCGACGAAACAGAUUUCAUCUAUAUGGGUGAUGCUGGAGGAUGGCAAGAUCCAUUUUCUACCAUGCCAGCGGAAAAUGUGGAGAAGAUGAUCACGAUUAGGGAGAAAUAUGAUCCUCUGGGUGCAUUUUCGCGUUUGAAUUGGGGUGGAUUCAAGAUUCCUUCUUAG
Messenger RNA from Botrytis deweyae, 1542 nucleotides. RefSeq lists its product as uncharacterized. The transcript has 4 exons. The record is from RefSeq and is a predicted model, not a curated record. The coding region runs from base 1 to 1542 and encodes 513 amino acids. Gene Ontology annotation, molecular function: FAD binding. NCBI's taxonomy places the organism in Eukaryota, Fungi, Ascomycota, Leotiomycetes, Helotiales, Sclerotiniaceae.